GAUCUUUGAUACUUGCCGUCAUAAUCUUCUAUCCAUUUCUCAUAGCCGCAUCUCACUCUCCUUGAGUCCAUCUUCAAAAUGGUCUCGAAGGCAGCGAGGGUCGAUGAUGAUAAGCCGGAAGCGUCCAUGAUUGAACAGUUGCUUCCGGAGGUUACUACGACCUAUGCUCUCAGUUAUUUGGAUAUCCCAAGUCUCUGCCAGUUGUCAAUGACGAGUACCUCGAUGAUGAAGGCUGCUAAUGACGACAGCCUUUGGAAGUUCCUUUAUCGCCAGGAUUUUACAGAGGAAACAAAUGGUUUAAACCCGGUUAAUGGGUGGAAGGCGUUCUAUGCAACGACUAAAGCAGUCAGGGAUGUGAACAAUGAAUUCUUUAGCAUCAUUGAUUCGAGGGAAAUUGAUAGAAUGACUAGUUUCUGGCUCAACUCUGAUUAUGUCAAGUGCUGCAAUGGCUCUGGUGAACUUGUCUCCGGGUAUGACGCAGUGAUGCAAAAAUGGGAGUUGUGUUUCGACAACUCGGACUUUGGGUGUUACGACCCCCGUGAUGUGCAGACACGGGUUCUAACCAGCGUGGCUUGGGUCACCACGUUUGCCGCCCAUAUAUCUGGCUCGUACUCCCACAUCACCAAUGUCUUUGAACUCCAUAAUGGCCGGUGGCUCAUGGUCCACCAUCAAUCCUCCAGCUCCAGUAUCCCUUGAGAAAGAAAAAAAUGAAGAAUAAAACUGCGUAUUUGGACCUGGUAUAGUACUGGUAUCUGGUUAUUACUAUUUUUUUUUU
Messenger RNA from Camelina sativa (false flax), 775 nucleotides. Its product is annotated as putative F-box protein At4g23960. Gene Ontology annotation, molecular function: protein binding. The record is from RefSeq and is a predicted model, not a curated record. Lineage: Eukaryota; Viridiplantae; Streptophyta; Magnoliopsida; Brassicales; Brassicaceae.